Molecule: messenger RNA, 4465 nt
Organism: Cryptococcus amylolentus CBS 6039
Lineage: Eukaryota; Fungi; Basidiomycota; Tremellomycetes; Tremellales; Cryptococcaceae
Exons: 7
Coding region: 476-4051 (1191 amino acids)
Biological process (GO): protein phosphorylation
Molecular function (GO): ATP binding; protein binding; protein kinase activity
Source: RefSeq, a predicted model, not a curated record
UUGCCAUUCAACAAGAGGCAAAGCUGGCCAGCGCCCCUUUGCGGGGUUCACCGCCUCGAGGCUCGUUGUCGCUUGUUGUUGUUCCUGGUGACUCUGAGAUUGUUAUUGUUCUCUCUUCCUUCUCUUCCCUGUCCACGACGUGCCCCCACGCCUCCGAUAUUCACCCUGAGAUCUUAGAUUCCCCUCCUCUUCCUCUCCCUUCCCGCCCCCUACAUUGGCGUACCCCUCAUUGCCCAGCGUUUCCCUGUACGACCAUCAGCUGCACCGGCCUCCCGAGCGCACCGCCUCUACUGGGUAAUGGCGAGCGUAGUGCAGCAUUCUCACCUACAUCAGCUCAAUCGUUUUGCCAGAGGACUGUAUGGGUCUAAUUCCAUCAUCUAGGUGAUCCCUUUGGCCAUUCCUUUCACGAAAACCAGACCCCAGUGAUCAGCCUCGUUUUACGUGUCCUCCCGAGGGUUCCUGACAGUGAACUUGCAUGUCGAUACCAGACUCUCUCCUAGCUCAGCGCCAGUCUCCAAGAUCACAUACAAACGCCGGCGCAUCCCUGUCUGCCCAGAUCAGCAAGGAGCGCAGUCCCAUCAUGUCCCAGCCCCACCCCUACGCGAUCACGCCUCGUGAUGUCUACAGAGACUAUCCCUCCUCUCUCCCAUCUGCCGCCGCUUCCUCUUCGCGGUCCCCUACUCCAUCAGUCUACAUAUCUCCCCCGGGACAAUCCUUCCGAAGCUACCUUGAACGAUGGGGUCCCGACGAGGUUGCCGCGUGGCUCGAACACUACAAAGUUGGCCAAUACGCCAACGAAUUCCAAAAGAACAAUUUAGUGGGAAAGACAUUGCUGGAUAUUGAUGUUGGGAUCAUGAAGGAGAUAGGGAUGAACAGGUUGGGAGACAGGGUCAAGCUGGCGGCGGCGCUCAAGGAGCUGAGGAGGAGGGCGGCAGAGCUGGGGACGGCGAGCCGGAUGGGAAGCCCGAAUGUACACCUCUCGCCGAUGUUGUCGAGGGUGGAACUCGAGAAGCCUCCCUUGCCCUCGUCGUCCACCCGUACCCAGGCGAGUCGCGCGGGGGCAAACCCGACGAGGCGGCUAGAUAUGUCGAGACCACCGCCUCUAGACCUGAAAAGUUACUCGCCUUCCCAUGCUUUACCACAGGCGUAUCAGACGAACUACGCUUCGACCCCUCCUCAUCGUUCCAACUCUGUCCACCCACCACAAGCUUCCCAACCCUCGCAUUCUGUCCCUGCCCCGAAUAGGGCGCCUACGAACCUCCGCGCUCCUCCACGUCGAGAAGGCGGACGCCGGUCACCCAGCCCGAUCAAUCCACCCGACUCUAGUCAUUCUAGCCAUGACCGCCUCGAACACUCUUCAGCCGCCGAGUAUGCCAGUAUGGUCGCUCGAGAGCAAAUGCACGAUAGCCUGUCUACGCCCACGGUCCGUGCGUUCCAGGAGAGAUCGCAAGGAAAGCCUCCGCCUAGAGGCGAUUCGUUGUCGAGGUCGGGUAGCGGCCAGAGCGGGCCGAGUAGUCCUCAGAAGAAGCAGUUCUUGCCGGCGAAUCCGAGGCCUAUGAAUCAGCAGAAUGGGAAACAUCCUUACGCUGUGAAGAAGGAGCAAGAUGGGGAGGCUUCAAGGACUCCUGUUCGACCUUCCGUCUCCCGCCAGCCGACGUCUACGGGUACGCCGAAUGCCAUCUCUUUGGACGACCUCCGACGUCAGCUGGUCAAGUUUGUGAAUGUCGAAGAUGGCACUACCAGGACGGUCAAUGUCGUCCAAGUAGCCAGCGGUGUCGAGAUCCUGGAGAGGGCGCUAAAGAAGUUUGGGAAGUGGGGGACAGGGAAGGCGACGUACAAGGGGAGAGACCAUGAGAGUGAUGACGAGCAUGAGGGGCAUCUGGAGAUUGAUGGCUGGGGAGUUUAUGUGGAGAGCAACCCGGAUGAACGAGCAAAACCUCUAUCCGAAAACAACCUCCUCAACAUCUGUGUAGCACACCGAGACGGAACUGCCAUCCGCGACAAAGAGCUCUUCCUUCACCAAGCCCGCCCCCCACAACGGCGCAAGAAUAUCCACGACUUCUUCGGCGACGUCCCUCCUCCUCCCAUGUCCCCUGCAUCCCCCAACUUCUUCCCUGGCCCUCGACUGGGCAUAACGACCGACAAGCGCACCCCAAUGUCUCCUGAUGAGCCGGGCAGCGCGGGGAGUGGUCCUCUGUCGGCGCUCAAGCCGUCAGCUCUGUCGAAUAAGCGCCUGAACAGGGCGAGUAUGAUUAGUGUCAUGUCUGGUCUCGGAGUACCGAAUGUCGAGGUGCCACCUUCGCCUUCCAACACUCGUUCACCGUCUUCAGGCACACCGCCGUACAAGAAGAAGUCAAUGUACAACUUUUUCGGACAUCGACCGCCUUCCGAGCUCAUUUCGAGCCACUUGACAGACUAUUUCCCCGGUGCGAAGAAGAGGGAUGUGGAAAAGGCGAGGCAUAGUCUGCUGCGGCUCAGUACUGGGCCGAAGGCGAGGUGGCAAGACCAAGCAGAGAUGCCUGCGGUGGUACCCGGGAAGGGAGAAGAGAUCAUCUCUGAGGAAGUGGUGUCGAGUGGGAAUAGGAGAGGGCCGCGGAUCAGUCAACCGCCUUCGCUACCCCCGUUCGAACCCCAAGACUCUCUUACCGACUCUCUCCAAGCCUUCUCUCCUCGAGAGCCGUCCUACCCUCGCCCCAAAUCGAUCCGCAUGCGCAAAAACUCAUCCUCAUCGUCCUCUGGUCUUGGCAAUGCGGCUAGGAGGGUGUCGGUGCUGUCGCAGCUGAGGAAGAAUAGGGACAAGAGCGAUACGGCCAGUCUGCUGACGGUGGAUGAAAUUACCGCGGAGGUGGAGCAGAGGAGGGCGAGUAUGGUCAGUGUACCGGGCAUACAGGUUGGGGAACCGGUGGGCGAGUCCAGGGAAGAAGCGGAGGAGGUUCUGGAGGAGCUAGUCACGCCGAGGGCCCCGGCGGACGUGAAGAGUGAUGGGGAAGUAAGCAAGGGCACUGAGAGUGAGGAGGAGAGUAGUGAGAGUGAGAGCGAAAGCGAGAGUGACAGUGAGAGUGAGGUGGAAGAUGAAGACGAAGCGGAUCACGGAAAGGCGUUCACAUCCACAGGCUCUAAACGAAACAUCAAAUGGAUUAAAGGCGCCCUCAUCGGUGCCGGAUCCUUCGGUAGCGUCUAUCUUGGUAUGGACGCUCAUAAUGGUCUUCUCAUGGCCGUCAAGCAGGUUGAACUGUCUACUGGAAGUCAGAAGAAUGAUGAGCGGAAGAGAAGCAUGCUGUCGGCAUUGGAGAGGGAGAUAGGGCUGUUGAAAGAGCUGCAGCACGAGAAUAUCGUGCAGUAUCUGGACUCGUCUGCCGAUGCCAACCACCUCAACAUUUUCCUCGAGUAUGUUCCCGGUGGUUCAGUCGCCGCUCUCCUUAGCAAUUACGGCGCGUUCGAAGAAGCUCUCGUUCGAAACUUUGUGAGGCAGAUUUUGACCGGUCUGAACUAUUUGCACGAGAGAGAUAUUGUGCAUAGGGACAUCAAGGGGGCGAAUAUAUUGGUAGACAACAAAGGCGGUAUCAAAAUCUCAGACUUUGGUAUCAGUAAGAAGGCCGAAAACAGCAUACGUACCAAUCGACCAUCCCUUCAAGGAUCUGUCUUUUGGAUGGCUCCCGAGGUCGUCAAGCAGACGUCGUACACCUCAAAAGCGGACAUUUGGAGCGUGGGAUGCUUGGUGGUGGAAAUGUUGACUGGGACACAUCCUUGGGCGGAUUUGACGCAGAUGCAGGCUCUUUUCCGGAUCGGACAAAUGUCCAAACCGGCCACGCCAGCCGACGUCUCUUCCGAAGUCGCCGAUUUCCUCGACAAGACGUUCGACUUUGAUCACACCAAACGACCUACUGCUCCGCAGUUAUUGGAGUGUUCGUUCAUGAAGACGCCUGUCGAUAGUGGAGCAGCUGGAGCGGCAGAAACGGGAUCAGAGGGCGGUAUAGAGAGGGCGCAGGCUCAGAUGAUGGUUGUGGGGACGCAGAUGCAGCAGCAGGCAAAAGUGAGGGGGAUGAUCUGAUACCGUGUUGUCAAUGACGGAUGAGUUUGAGGCGUGUAACAAUCAUGUCAGGCUUUCCAACUAGGAUCCAACGAACGUUUACAGGACUGUAUCUGCGUGACAGCUGGAACCUCAUCGAUGUUAUCUCGUAAGACCCUAGCUUAGAACCUCACAAAUCCCAAGCCUUGUUCGAUACAGGGGUCUAGCAUAACACAUACAGUCUCUUCACCUGUCAACACUGAAAACGAGACAUAUCCAAGUCGUCCAUCCGCUAGGGACCUUUACGCCUUCUAUUAGAAUAUCUUCGUCCAUCGAGCAUCACGUCACCACUGCGCGGAGUUCUACUUUUACGGGUGCAUCGCCCAUCUCAUAUGCCAUAAUCACAUGUUAUAUGAACCGAGUACCAUUUUCCUAUCCUCCACAUUUCAAAUCCAG